Messenger RNA from Neltuma alba, 1300 nucleotides. RefSeq names its product E3 ubiquitin-protein ligase BIG BROTHER-like. The record is from RefSeq and is a predicted model, not a curated record. Gene Ontology annotation, biological process: negative regulation of organ growth; protein ubiquitination. Gene Ontology annotation, molecular function: ubiquitin-protein transferase activity; ubiquitin conjugating enzyme binding. The coding region runs from base 321 to 1049 and encodes 242 amino acids. Lineage: Eukaryota; Viridiplantae; Streptophyta; Magnoliopsida; Fabales; Fabaceae. The transcript is spliced from 9 exons.
AUCGAUAAAACCCCCCACACACUCUCUUUCCUUUCUUCUUCUUCUCCUUCUUCUUCCUCUGUCCUCCCUCCCCCCCCCCCCCCCCCCCUCUCUCGACUUGGAUUCUCGUAAUUCGAUAGUUUGGGGUUUCCACACUCCAGGGCUUCUUUGAUUCCUUGCUCUGUACCUUUUCUUCUUCGGUUCACGAGAGGCUUUGUUUGGAAUGUGAAGCAGGAUUGAUGAAGAUACCUCGCACUGCAUUCUGUUGAAUUCGAAAGAGCUUGACCGUGUAAGGGAGACGAGUUGUUUCUUUUGAAAAGUACUGUUUCAAUAAUAGACCAAUGGAGGUACAUUACAUAGAUACGGGCUUUCCUUACACUGUUACUGAAAGCUUCAUGGACUUCUUUGAAGGCCUCACGUAUGUGCCAUCGAAUUGUCUCCACCCCGGCUCCGUGCCUGAUCAGGAAUGUGCCAACUGGAUGAUGAAUAUGAGCCCAUAUAAAUAUGAAAUGUCUGGCCCUUUGUGUCCAUCUUAUUUUGGUUAUCCUGAAUAUACCUUUCCCUUACCAAGGAUGGAGGUCAACAGGGGACAGUGGGAAAGCCCUUCAACGGUGACCGUUGAGGAGCCUGCCACAACAGACUCUUUGUCCAGAAGAGAUGGAGUCGCUGGCAUGCAGACUAUUCCUGAAGAAUGCAGCCCUAAUCAUCAAGAUUUCCGUGGUACUCAGGUUGUAUGGCAGCAAGACGGCAUUGAUCCCGAUAAUAUGACUUAUGAGGAACUACUGGACUUGGGCGAGGCAGUUGGAACUCAAAGCAGAGGCCUCUCCAAAGAACUGAUUGAUUUGCUUCCAGUCUCAAAAUACAAUUUUAGAAGCAUGUUUAAAAGGAAAAAUUAUGGGAAAAGGUGUGUGAUUUGUCAGAUGACCUACAAAAGAGGUGACCAACAAAUGAAAUUGCCAUGCACGCACGUUUACCAUAGUGAAUGCAUCUCCAAAUGGCUUAGCAUUAACAAGAAGUGCCCAGUUUGCAACACUGAGGUGUUUGGAGAGCAUUCAAGGAAUCGGCAUUAAGAUGUUGAAAACAGAAGAAAUCCGGAGGUUUUAUCAACUCUGUUAACCUCCCCCCCCCCCUUUCUUCCUUCCACCUUGAUUUUGCUCCUUUUUUUGCAGUAGCAAUCUGAUUACACGUAGUUAGGAACACUAGAAAGAACUCAGCGGCUACAUGUUAUGUAAUAAGUGUUCUCUAGAAACAUCCAUAACAGUCGUCAGUCGCAUCUUCUGGUAGCUAAUGAAAUUUGAGUUAUGUAACCGUGUCUUGUGUU